Amoebophrya sp. A25 is the source of this 2083-nucleotide messenger RNA. The record is from the annotation of a GenBank genome assembly. NCBI's taxonomy places the organism in Eukaryota, Dinophyceae, Syndiniales, Amoebophryaceae.
AUGUCUGCCGCUUUGCCGCCGAUGAUGCCGCCUCAGUCUUUGACUGCAGGUACUUUAAAGAUGGAAAAAUAGAAAAAUGAGGAUGGAUUUACUAGAGAUCAACAAAUACGUUGUUUUUAUUUCCACCGAAACGACGACGUCGAAUUUUUUUGAAGUCUAAAAAAUCUAAAUCACCUUCGUCAUCACCUCCCGUAAGAUCAAAUAAGUUGUUGUUUCCGAAACGACGACGUCGACUAGUUUUGAAAUCUAAAAAAUCUAAAUCACCUUCGCCAUCUCCUCCCCAACUCCAACAGGCAUGCCAGACCCGUCCACCAUUGCAAAGCAGAAGGACGCUUACAUGAAGAUGCUCGAUGAGCAGGUGAAGCAGGGAACUCAAGUCCUCGAGGCACAGGUCAAGCACCAAAAGGAAUACCUUCUCGGACAGGCUGACCAACAGAAGAAGCAGUUCAUCAUGCAGAUUGGUACGGACUUUUCAGCUCGGAUGAAGAAAAGGCUUGCAUGCGAUUUAGAUGAUAGUGAUGGAACAAUGCUGAAAAUGGAAAUUUAGAUUUUUCUCUGGAUUUGUGCAAACACACAAUGCUGAAAAUGGAAAUUUAGAUUUUUUCUUUGGAUUUGUGCAAACACAACAACAUGAUGAAAAAUCCAUACCAUCUUCAUCCAGAUAUGGAAGUCAAGCAGCAGGAGAUGGCUUUGGACCAACAGCGCAUGGAGCAGCUUAUGGCCUUGCAGCAACAGGCUGCUCAACAGAAGGCUGCUCUCGAACAGCAGGCUAUGCAGCUCACCAUGGAAUAUCAGCAGAAGAAAGCCGAAGAGGAGAUGCAGAAGCAGCAGUUCGAGGUACUGACAACUAAAAACGUGCUUAUUUAGAUUUUUUAGAUCUGACUUUUACAGGUGCAAAUGCAUCUACGAUUCUUUACUUUAUUACAGUGUUUCAGAUCACAACAUAUGUGUCUAUUGAGGUGUGCCUUUGCCGGACUGAUUUAGAUUCUUUAGAUUGCUUCUCCUAGGAGAUUUGGUAUACAGAGCACCGCUGUAGAUGCGAUUUCUUGAUUUUGUUUAAGUAGAAUUCCGAUAAUCUUCUUCGACAUGAGGAUUUCAUCUUUAUCCAUCUCCUGCCAUACAUCAUCUGUCGGAUCCACUCCAAAUGACAGAUGGAGAAGAAGCAGCAAGAGAUGCAGAUGAAGAUGCAAGAGGAGAUGGCUAAGUUCCAGGGAGCCGGUCAGCUCUUCACCACCCCCGCUCUCGGUACGGCUAUGCCCGGUGCCGGGCAGACCUACACCUACGGACCCAACGGUGAGUUGGUCCCGAAGUAAGGAGUUGAGGUUGACCCGGCGAUAGAGGAAACAGUCGUAGUUUCAAUAGAGUGUCUGGACCUCGUACUGAGAGGAGAGAGUACCACAACAAGCUGUAAGACCGUUCACCUACAGGAAGACUGAACAAGAUACAUUAUUUUUUGUGUAUAACGACGUGAGUCGGUUGAGUGUUGGUUUCCCAGUGGGGUCAGCUUUUUUCCAUAGGAACCAGUAUCUCUGACAGUUGAUAGAAGAAUAGAAGAGUCCUGAACGGCUUGCUUAUCCCGUUUCGAUUAUACCUGUGUAGAGUGUCGAUAUUAUACUUACGACGAUAUUACUUGCUAAUGAACAAAACAAGUUAUCUUGUAAAAUUAGUCUCGUUUUUUUUAUCUCGAGGUCUUCGUUUCACAGAUGGGAGGGUUGAACCAGAAACACAUCGGCAGACAAGAUAUAGCCCUUAAUACAGGUCAAUUUUGAUGUAGAAAAAUGAUGAGGUAUAGCAGGAUCGCACUUCUUGGAGAUCUAGGAGAGGUCUCGUCCUCAACAUUCUGCGUGGACGGUAAGACCACUGUCCUUCACAGGAGAGUGGCGCAAACAGUCUCAUCUCUAUGAAUCAAACGAAAUACGUAAAGAGAAACAAAAGGAAAAUAAGACAGACAAUACUUGCUCUGCACUGUCGCUCGCACUGCGUGGACACUAGAGGGCAAGGUGCAAUCGCGUGAUUGCUCGAACAUGAAAAUAUAGAACGCAUCUGAUUCUUUUCUAGAUCUAAUUCUGAGUGGAGGGUAGCC